Penicillium concentricum is the source of this 1794-nucleotide messenger RNA. RefSeq lists its product as uncharacterized. Gene Ontology annotation, cellular component: nucleus; cytoplasm. The transcript has 3 exons. NCBI's taxonomy places the organism in Eukaryota, Fungi, Ascomycota, Eurotiomycetes, Eurotiales, Aspergillaceae. Bases 1 to 1794 code for a protein of 597 amino acids. Gene Ontology annotation, molecular function: mRNA binding. The record is from RefSeq and is a predicted model, not a curated record.
AUGAGUUAUCAAGACAUGUAUCACGAUCAUUCUGCGCGUUCCCCUGGGUCUCAGAGGCAUCAACAACCCCUACACCGUCAACCUUCUCGACAGUUCGAUGCAUAUGGUCCUAUGCCCACCAACAUGUACGAACAAGAUCAGAUGCGUUAUGAGUCCGCUCGCCUCGAACGCUUGAACCCGUCAUUGCAGAACAACUACGGGUAUGAUAUCUCCGGAUCGCAGACUUGGAAUCCCAACGGUUUUGCCAAUGCACAAACUCUCGGAGGAAUUCGUUCGGCUUCCGCUAGUUUGAAGCCUAAUGCCCGUGGACGUGCUGGCCUCCCCACGACAUGGUUGGAUCAGCAACCAAACAUGCCCCAAGCAUUUUCGAACCUGGGUCCUGGUCCCAUUCAGAGCAGCGCUAUGCGACCGGAAGCCUCGGCCUCGUCUGCCGACGACGACGAAUUGAUCCCAACCGCGAUUGUCAUCAAAAAUAUCCCCUUUGCCGUGAAGAAGGAGCAGCUGGUGCAGUUGAUGACGGAACUCAACCUUCCCCUGCCCUACGCCUUCAACUAUCACUUUGACAAUGGUGUCUUCCGUGGUCUGGCUUUUGCCAACUUCACCUCCGCCGAGGAGACAGCAACCGUGAUCGAGGUGCUCAACCACUUUGAGCUACAGGGUCGGAAACUGCGAGUCGAGUACAAGAAGAUGCUCCCCCUGCAGGAGCGGGAACGGAUCGAGCGUGAGAAGCGAGAACGUCGUGGUCAGCUGGAAGAACAGCACCGCCCGAUGGGAGGCGGUCCUCAACUCCAGACGCAGAGCUCCAUGUCUUCCCUCACCUCGCACAUCCCGGCAACCUCCCCGUCGCCCGUGUCCCAGCGUGGACAAAAGAUUGAUGUGGACUUGAACGACACCCAGACCCUUUCCUAUUAUUCCCAACUACUCCUAUUCAAGGAAGAUACUGUUCGCGAUUCCGUGAUCUUCCCCCACAACCUCACUCCCUCCCAGCGUCGUACAGUUCACACCCUGGCCCACAACAUGGGCUUGGGCCAUGCUUCACGUGGCAGCGGCGAACAGCGCCAGGUGCAAGUCUUCAAGAUUGCCGCAGGUGCCAAUGUUAGCCCCCCGACCUCUUCUAUCCCGCCAUCUGGUCAGUCGGACAGUGGUCGUCGUGGCCUUAACCGGGCGGCAACCAUCGACUUCAGCGAGGCUCGCCAAGAGGCUGGGCCUGGCGCUUUCAACACGUUGCGUGGACAAAACUCGGGCUUUUUGGGCGUGAUGGACUCUCCUGGCAACUUCUCCAACGGCCAGAACCUACGGGCUGCCAAGUCUUUUGCCGACCUGCGAUCGUACACCCCUUCGCCCGUGCCUUCCUCGGCUAGCUUCCCGGCCGCGUUGCAGUCCAAUGGCGCCCGCCUCCAGUAUGAGGGUGCGCCCACUGGAACUUCCAACACCCCGACCCUCACCCCUGCCCAGUCUGGUUCUUCCCUAGGCAUGCAGCGUGAUGACCUGCUGGUCAACAGCCUGGGUGGUCUUUCCCUUGGCACCGGUAUUGGUGGGCCUAACUCGAGCCCCCGUCGCCUGCGAGGCAUGUUCUCCUGGGAACAGGAUAACCAACAAUCUAACGCUGGCGCUAUUGGUAGCAACCGUGGCAUGGGUAUGGGAUAUGACAACCAGCAGGAGCGCAUGCCCGUUCGCCAACCCCGUGGCCCGACCCCCGACAAGGGCACCGGAUUUCGCCGCCAGAAUGGCCACCAAGCCCGCGGAAGCGAUGAGCUCCGUACCAACUCCGGAGUAGAGAUCAUCGUGGAGUAG